Molecule: messenger RNA, 1428 nt
Organism: Rotaria sordida
Lineage: Eukaryota; Metazoa; Rotifera; Eurotatoria; Philodinida; Philodinidae
Source: the annotation of a GenBank genome assembly
AAAGACAAAGUUGUUGAUGGAGCUGGAUUCGUAAAAGACAAAGCUGGCGAAGCAUAUGAUACUGUUGCACCUAAAGUUGCUGAAGGUGCCGAAUAUUUAAAAGAUAAAGCUGGUGAAGCAUAUGAUGCUGUUAAACCAAAAGUUGUCGAAGGUACAGAAUAUUUAAAAGAAAAGGCUGAUGAAGCUUAUAAAACUGGAAGUAAACUCGCCGAUGAAUAUGGUGAAAUUGCCAAAGAUAAAUUAUCUAAAAUUGCUGAUGAUGUCAAAGCUUCAGCUCAAAAUUUUGCUGAUGAUGCAGUUAAAGCUAGUCAAGAAUAUGCAAACGAAGGUGUAAAACAAGGUCAAAAAUUAGGUGAACAAGCUUUCGAAGUUGGUAAAGAUAAAGCUAAUGAAGCACUUAAAGCUGCUAAACAAGCCAGCAUCGAUGCAUAUGAAGCUUCACUUGAAUUAGGUGCUGAUGCUGGUAAAAAAGGUCGAAAAUUAGCUGAACAAACACUUGAAUUGAGUCGAGAUAAAGCUAAUGAAGCAUUGAAAGCAGGUAGACAUGCUGGUGAAGAUGCAGUUGAAUCAGCGCAAGAAUAUGUCAAAGAUUCGAAAAAGAAAGCACAGAAAAAAGCAAGAGAAACUACUGAAGAAGCAAGUGAAGCAGCACAAAAACGUAAACGAAAAGCUACAGAAUUCUAUGCUACUCGAACAAUGUUAUUCAACUGUGAUUUUAACGCAGAAACUUCGCUCAGCUGCUCAUUUAUUCCAUCAACAGGUCCAAAUCUAUUGACUUUGUCUGCUAACGCACCUGAUUUGACAUCAUGUCGAAAACCUAAUCGACCAUUAUCAGAUGCUACAUCUGUUAGUAAGUUAUAUUCUAAUCAUUUCUAUUUCAAACUUACGUUUAUUUUAUUUUUUUUUGUUACUCCAAUAAAUGAUCAUAUGUGCAACUUACCUUAUAAAAUUAAUAAAUGGGAUAUGCAUUUUUGUUUAAGACAAAACACAACAAAUAUUUACACAUGUCCUACAUUUAUAUCAAAUAUGAGUGUGUGUGCAUCAGGUAAAUAUGGAUUCACUUUUACUAAUACUACAAAUAGAUUUGAGCGAACUUACACAUCAUUUGUGAGAAAUAGCACAGUAGAUGAACAAUGUCUGACUUUUUAUUAUUAUUUUACUGAUGCAUCAAGAAAUCCAAAGAUUGAUGUUCUAUUCGGAUCACCAUUUGGAAGUAGUCUGGAUGAUACUAUCAUUGUUACAGUAAUACCUCAAACAGACAAUAAAUGGUAUAAAAGUGAAACUUCAUUUUUCAUAAAUUUUACAAAUUAUGCACUUAAAUUCAAACUAACUCGAGAUAAUGGUAUUGAUAGUACAGAAUUUUAUUUUGCACUUGAUAAUAUAUUAAUUACAAGUGGAUUGUGUGGUAAGACAUUCAUCUUUUUUUAA